AUGGCCAUAUUAACCGCCACUAAACACGACGGCGAUUCGCUAAACGCCGAUGUUGUGAUCAUCACCACCGGCCGCCGUCGUAUUCCAGCGAACUCCGGCAUCCUCGCUUCUGCGUCUCCGGUACUUACGAACAUCAUCGAGAAACCGAGUAAAAGCAACGGUGGUUCAUCGAAGAGAGUCAUUAAGAUUCUAGGCGUUCCAUGCGACGCCGUUUCGAUCUUCGUCAGAUUCCUUUAUUCUCCUAGUCUAACGGAGAAGGAGAUGGAGAAAUACGGAAUCCAUCUGCUAGCUUUAUCGCACGUGUACAUGGUGGCUCAGCUGAAGCAACGGUGCACCAAAGGCGUUGGAGCGAGAGUUACGGUCGAGAACGUCGUCGACGUUCUUCAGCUAGCUCGGCUCUGCGACGCACCUGACCUAUGGCUCAAGUGUAUGCGUUUGAUUCACACCAAGUUCAAAACCGUUGAGCAAACCGAAGGAUGGAAGUUUCUUCAAGAACACGAUCCUUUUCUUGAACUUGACAUUCUCCAAUUUAUCGACGAUGCUGAAUUGAAACGAGUCGAUGGUAAAGGUUGUCUUCGUUGCAAGAGAAUGAUUCAACUCCUUAGACUCCAUUCUUCCGUUUGUGACCAAUCUGAAUCUUGCCGUGUCCCUCUUUGCAGGCAAUUUAAGAAAAGAGGAGAAAAGGAGAAGAAAAUGGUUGAGGACACGAAGUGGAAGGUUCUGGUGAGAAGAGUUGCGUCUGCGAAAGCAAUGUCUUCGUUGUCUCAAUCAAAGAAGAACAAAAGUGAAGUGUUAUUAAAAGAAGAAGCAGAAGAUUUCAUCAGAAUCCGGAAGAAGUUAAUUUAA
Molecule: messenger RNA, 846 nt
Organism: Arabis nemorensis
Lineage: Eukaryota; Viridiplantae; Streptophyta; Magnoliopsida; Brassicales; Brassicaceae
Source: the annotation of a GenBank genome assembly